UGCCGCUAUUCGUGAUAUAACCGAGGCUUGCGUUUAUCCUGAAUAUACACUGCCAAAACUUUAUAUCAAGUUGCAUUAUUGCGUCUCUUGCGCGAUUCACUCCCAUGUAGUCAGAGUAAGGUCGCGUGAAGGACGUCGUAAUCGUGCUCCGCCAGCCAGGAUUCGAUUUAAUAAGGAUGGAAAAAAAAUUAAUCCAAAUGUAACGCAAAAAGCUACUUAA
Messenger RNA from Ambispora leptoticha, 220 nucleotides. The record is from the annotation of a GenBank genome assembly. NCBI's taxonomy places the organism in Eukaryota, Fungi, Glomeromycota, Glomeromycetes, Archaeosporales, Ambisporaceae.